UAGCGAGUAAAAUUGGCAAAAAUACCGUAGCAGACACGUCUUGUCAGGUUCCACUUUUAACAUAGAGAAAGUGAUACACUUGCCCAAUGCGAUUGCUUCUCGGUCCACAUUUCUUUCAACUGCAGACUCCAUUACCAGAACUAACAGAAAACCAAAGUGUUUAGCUUUUUGGGUUGAGGGUGUGGAGGUAUGGGAAGGUUGUUUGUGCUGAGUCUCGAGGGGAAGAUCUAUAGCUGCAAGCACUGCCGGACCCAUCUUGCUCUUUGUGAAGACAUAGUUUCCAAGUCUUUCCAGUCCAGGCAUGGGAAGGCUUAUCUCUUCAGUAAGGUAGUGAACGUAACUUGUGGAGAGACUGAAGAGAGAUUGAUGAUGACCGGGAUGCACACUGUUGCUGACAUUUUCUGUGUUGGAUGUGGAUCAAUAGUGGGGUGGAAAUAUGAGACUGCUCAUGAAAAGGGCCAGAAGUACAAGGAAGGCAAAUCCGUCCUUGAGCGGGUGAAGAUAUCCGGUCCGGAAGGAAACAAUUAUUGGGUCAGUCAUGGAGCGCAUAUCGGUGGCAGCGAUGCAGAUGACGCUUAAUUGAUUAACAUUCAAGACUUUCACAUUCAAUUGUACAUUCUCUAAAUCUCAUUGUUCUUCGUCUUUUAAGUCAUGUAAAAUAUCAGACUGUCGAUUUCGUCAUUUUCGGCAAUUCUCUGCACUUUCCUUCAAUAACAUCAGUGUACAACAUUUGAUUGUUGAUUGUGAUUCACUUCGUAUUCAA
Rosa chinensis is the source of this 763-nucleotide messenger RNA. Its product is annotated as protein yippee-like. NCBI's taxonomy places the organism in Eukaryota, Viridiplantae, Streptophyta, Magnoliopsida, Rosales, Rosaceae. Bases 190 to 579 code for a protein of 129 amino acids. The record is from RefSeq and is a predicted model, not a curated record. The transcript has 6 exons. Gene Ontology annotation, cellular component: ubiquitin ligase complex.